Messenger RNA from Apus apus (common swift), 4151 nucleotides. It is a transcript of the gene SMS, whose product is annotated as spermine synthase. The coding region runs from base 93 to 1334 and encodes 413 amino acids. Gene Ontology annotation, molecular function: spermine synthase activity. Gene Ontology annotation, biological process: spermine biosynthetic process. NCBI's taxonomy places the organism in Eukaryota, Metazoa, Chordata, Aves, Apodiformes, Apodidae. The record is from RefSeq and is a predicted model, not a curated record. The transcript is spliced from 12 exons.
CGCAGCCCCCGCGCGCAUAUAGGCAGGUCCUCCGCGCUCCCCGCGCCGCCGCCGCCGCCGCGUCCAGGCAUGGCCCAGGGCUCUCCCUCGCUAUGGCAGCAGCGCGGCACAGCACCCUGGACUUCCUGCUCGGCGCCACAGCUUUCUCUAUUGGAAGUAUAGCUACCAAGAGGAAAAAUACAUCAGAUGUGGAAGUGUAUAUAAGUGCUUUGAUGUAUCCUGCUUACUCUUUGGUUGUGUUAUGUUCUCACUUGAUAGAGGAGGUGGCUCAAAAGCAGGCUGAUUGCAAUGCCGUUCUUAAAGCUCUACAGCCCAUUUUUCAGGAGCAGGGAAUGACAGAAACAGUUCACAACUGGGAAGACCAUGGUUAUUUAGCAACCUACAUUAAAAAAAAUGGCAGUUUUGCCAAUUUGAGAAUUCACCCUCAUGGAUUAGUGUUGGUGGAUCUGCAGAGCUACAAUGAUCAUACGAAAGGAAGAGAGGAAGUCGAUCAGCUUCUAAACAAAGUAGAAGAAAGAAUGAAAGAACUGUUUCAUGGUAAUAUAAAAAGGGUGAAACGAUUGCCAGCCAUUUUGAGAGGAGGUGUCAUUGAUAGAUACUGGCCCACAGCUGAUGGGCGCCUGGUGGAAUAUGACAUAGAUGAAGUUGUUUAUGAUGAAGAUUCACCUUUUCAGAAUAUUAAAAUUCUGCAUUCAAAACAGUUUGGGAAUAUUCUUAUUCUCAGUGGGGAUGUUAAUCUGGCAGAGAGUGACCUGGCAUAUACUCAAGCCAUAAUGGGCAGCGGAAAGGAAGAUUACACUGGGAAAGAAGUACUAAUCUUGGGAGGUGGUGAUGGAGGUAUACUAUAUGAGAUAGUCAAACUGAAGCCAAAGAUGGUUACUAUGGUAGAGAUUGACCAAAUGGUGAUUGAUGGGUGUAAAAAAUACAUGCGUAAAACAUGCGGAGAUGUCUUAGACAAUCUGAAAGGAGAGUGCUAUCAGGUUUUAGUUGAAGACUGUAUUCCUGUACUGAAGAAGUAUGCCAAAGAAGGAAGGAUGUUUGAUUAUGUAAUUAAUGAUCUCACGGCUGUUCCAAUCUCCACAUCUCCAGAAGAAGAUUCCACAUGGGAAUUUCUGCGGUUGAUUCUUGACCUCUCAAUGAAAGUCCUGAAACAAGAUGGAAAAUACUUCACACAGGGAAACUGUAUCAAUCUGACCGAUGCCUUGACUCUGUAUGAAGAACAGCUUAGCAGGCUUUAUUGUCCUGUGGAGUUUUCAAAAGAAACCGUGUGUGUUCCCUCCUACAUGGAACUAUGGGUAUUCUACACUAUUUGGAAGAAACAAACUGACAUCUGAACAUCAAGAUUAUUUGAGAUUAUCCUAAAUGUACAUGCUGCAUGGAGCAUAUACGCCUGCCACGUGCUGCAUAUUGGCAUCUUGAACCUUUAAAUUAUAUGCUGUAGAUGAUCCUGAAACUUAGUCAUGCUAUUGAUUGUGAAUUCUUUAAAUGUUUUUUAUUGUUAUUUUAAUUUAAAGCAAAUGGAAAAUGUAUAUUUUGAUGAGCUAGGGUGUUAUUUUUGAAAGUCAACUUAAAGAUGAAUCAGCAGCAAAACUACAUAGCUGCUGAAUGCACUGAACCUUUAGAAUGUGAUCCUUUUUAUUUUUUGUAGAACUUCACAAACUGAUUGAUUAAAAAAGACAUCUUUAGCAUUUCAUCCCUGAAGGGUGGUCCAUGGAGUUUGUUUCAGGUUUUGUUUUGUUUUCCACCAGAUUUUUUAUCUAUGGUGCUUUUUAAGGGUGGAGAGAGGUUUUUUUGUUUGAUUGUUUAAAAUGAACACCACAGUGCUCCCAUAUAGCGAAGAAGAGCAGAACUAAAAAAUAAAAAGAAAGAAAGAAAAAAAGGCUUCUAUAAGGAAACCCCAGAUUAUUCACUGCAGAGGGCAAAGUCUUUCAUUUUGCUUAUUUACUAUAGUUUCAUUCGUCAUUGCUGUAAUCUCUUAUGCAGAAGAAUCGCCUUUCACCUCAUAGAAUUCUUUAGCUGCUGCCACAUGAUGUGGAUUUUUGUAUGGAUUUAACAGUAGGUUAUAGAGGCACUUUGAACUUUAUCAGCAUGAAAAUAAAGCUGGUUUUCAAUCCCACCACAGUGCAAGAAAUGGAGUGUAAUGAAGUUCUUGUGGGCAUACACUCCUCAACCUUAAGGGAAGCACUAGGUUCUUGAAGAAGAAAAGGUUGCUUUAAAGGGCAAAGAAGUGUGGGUGUGAUCUAGAUUCAUGUGCACCACUAUUGAAUGUUUAGAGGCAAGUAUGUACCUUUCAGUAGGGUAGGUCCUAAUCAAAUUGCCACAGAAUGACCAUGUUGUAUGGGGCUCUUGCUGAAUAAAAUUAAUGACCAGUGUAAAAAUCAGUGGAAGUUAGGUUGCAUUGUAGUUUUGUUCUGAAAGAUAAAGCAUUUUUCUUUAAGUGUUUUUCAUGUUGUCUGAAAUAUUAUAUUUUUGUAAGAAUGUGCUAUAUACUGACUAAAACUUUGCUUUCAGUGUUUAAAAGAUCCUGCUUGAAAGGAGAUAGGAAGGAUAUAACCCUUCUGUGCAUCUCUGUACAUUUCCAAGAUAGAAUAAAAAGUGCAGUAUUUCCCUAAACACUGUAAUCCUGAACCAUAAUGAUUUUGGUUUUUUUGCCUUUAACACCUAGUAUCAACAUUUUCUUAGUGUUAUUGAGUUGAUUUACCCCCCCAAGGUACUGUUAAUGAAAACAAAACAAAAAUAGCACUCCUAAGAUCUGUUUUCUUCAAUUACACAUAAAUAAGAAUUUUAGUGCAUCCCAUUAAUUGUUUAUGAAAUCUGAGUAGCCUAUGUGGUAUUCCAGAGAAAAACAUGGAAAAAUUUCCUCUUAACUCGGUGUACAAUUAUUUUUGUAUUGUACAGUUCUGCUGUUGAAAUGCUUUCAGUUUGGAGAGGCAAUAGAAAUAUUCAUCAGUCUUACUGUGUUAAAUUAUUACAGUUCAUGUUAAUUCUUUAGUAUAUAUGGGGCACAUUACUUCCAUGACAUACAGCUUGUGCAUCCGUAAAUACUCCCAAAGAGCAGAGCCUGCCUCUAAACAGAAGAGAGAAGUGUCUUGCCUUUCUCUGAGUUGUUUUAGCUCUGUUGUAUACAUCCCAAAAAAAUAACUUGGUGUUAUUGCCUAUGAUCUAACAGUGACCUUUCAUUUAUGUUUCAGGACUGCAAUCAGUGUAUUGUAUAGCUGCAAAUGAAUGCAGAUGUCCUGUAAAGUUACAUGUAUCCUUAACUUUGCAAGCAUGGAUAAUGCCAUUGAUUCCUGGUGUGAUUACUCAUGUAGGUGGAAUUAAGCACACAGACAUCCACUAGGACAGGGCUUACAGCAUAUUUGUUCCUGAGUGAGACUGGUAGAUGUAGAAAUCAGUCACAAGAAGUGGAAUGACUUUUUUUUUUUUUUAGCAAAGAAGCUUAUGAACUGGAAGAUGACUUAAUAUGCUUGCUGUACCAAGGCUGGCACUUUGCCUCAGUGUCGCUGCACAGGGCUGGCUGACCACAGAGAUGUUGGGUGUGCAGGGGUGUUCUGCAGUCACUACCUAGAAUGACCAGGGGACCUGAAUUUGAUGCUGAUAGGUGAGAGGCAGCAGUGCUUGCAAGUUGUUCCUUCUCAACUGAUACAGCGUAAAGAGAGUUGAAGGAAUUAUGUUUUUCUUUAAACUUUUUUCUAAUGUAGUUUUUUUUUUUUUUUUUAAAGGGAUAGAUGCAGUAUAAAGCAAAUCAGCAAACACUGAAUGUUAUAUUAAGUUGUUGAUUCUGGGCAAAUAUAUAUACAGUGUCAGUCUUUAUUUAUUUGUUGCAGUAGUUUAGGGUUUUUUUAAAAGGAAAGCAAGUCUCUGUUAGAAUUUUCAAAUGCAAACUGCUAUAGCUGAUCAGUUUUCCGUAUUUAAGGUCAACUGGGAAAAAGCUAUGAUUGCUCCACCAUGUAUGCAAACAGUUCCCCAGAUAUGGUUAACAUUAGGAUUUUCAUAAUUAUUCUUGGCACUAAAUGCUGCUUCCACCUAGAAAUGUGAUUUGAUUAUUUAAAAACUUGAUUGAUAGUAGUUUGUGCAAAAAGAAGACUGCUGGCAUUGUAUCUACUGCAUCAGUGCAGUGCACAUAUUACAAUAAAGGUACACUAUUAUUA